Sinocyclocheilus anshuiensis is the source of this 1917-nucleotide messenger RNA. Its product is annotated as TATA-box-binding protein-like. The transcript has 7 exons. Gene Ontology annotation, biological process: DNA-templated transcription initiation. The coding region runs from base 78 to 986 and encodes 302 amino acids. The record is from RefSeq and is a predicted model, not a curated record. Lineage: Eukaryota; Metazoa; Chordata; Actinopteri; Cypriniformes; Cyprinidae. Gene Ontology annotation, molecular function: DNA binding.
CUUUUGGGGCUAUUGGAGUCAAGCUAGUCCUGAAAUCACUACUUUGUUUUGGUUGUUUUGCUUCAUAACCUGUCAAUAUGGAGCAGAACAACAGCCUCCCUCCUUUCCCUCAAGGGCUGGCAUCUCCACCGGGAGCCAUGACACCUGGCCUGCCCCUUUUCAGUCCAAUGAUGCCGUACGGCACGGGUCUUACACCACAGCCAGUGCAGAAUACCAACAGCUUGUCCCUUCUGGAGGAGCAGCAGCGACAGCAACAGCAGCAGCAACAACAGGCAGCCUCACAACAGCAGGGUGGGAUGGUGGGAGCUUCAGGCCAGACGCCACAGCUCUACCACUCGCAGGUCUCCACCACAACGGCACUGCCAGGCAACACGCCAGUUUAUACAACACCUCUCACCCCUAUGACCCCCAUCACUCCUGCCACACCGGCCUCAGAGAGCUCUGGCAUCGUCCCCCAAUUACAGAAUAUUGUGUCCACUGUAAACUUGGGGUGCAAACUUGACUUAAAGACGAUAGCACUUCGAGCCAGAAAUGCUGAAUAUAAUCCAAAGCGUUUUGCUGCCGUCAUCAUGAGAAUACGAGAACCCAGAACAACAGCUCUCAUCUUCAGCUCAGGGAAGAUGGUGUGCACGGGAGCGAAAAGUGAGGAACAGUCCCGAUUGGCAGCCAGAAAAUAUGCCAGAGUGGUGCAGAAGUUGGGUUUUCCUGCUAAAUUCUUAGACUUCAAAAUUCAGAACAUGGUGGGCAGCUGCGACGUCAAGUUUCCCAUCCGAUUAGAGGGCCUGGUUCUUACACACCAGCAGUUUAGCAGCUAUGAACCAGAGUUAUUUCCGGGAUUAAUCUACAGAAUGAUCAAACCCAGAAUCGUCCUUUUAAUAUUCGUUUCAGGCAAAGUUGUACUUACAGGUGCAAAGGUUAGAGCAGAGAUCUAUGAAGCAUUUGAGAAUAUAUACCCCAUCCUGAAAGGAUUCAGGAAGACUACGUAAUCUUGUAAUGUUAUCGCUGAUGAGUUACUUCUUGAGUAUGUCUGGGGUGACCUACUUAGUUUUAUUUACUUUUGUAAGCUUGUAAAUAUGAAGGACACAUUUUCUUCACUCAGAAAGUGAACCGAUUUGAGGGUUAAAAAUGCUUUUAUUUUUCCUUUUUAAAUGUUUUUCACCUGCCAUUUGGUUUACAAAAUACGGUUUUAUCCAUGUCUGAAUAUUUUAAUGUUUUGAAUUUAUGGUUUUAUGAUGUUAAUGUUCAUUUCAUUCUUUUACACAUUCCCUUUAUUAGCAGGUUUUAUAUAUUGCAUUACUGAUUGUCUGUCAGCGAGAGGAAUCAGUCUGUAGCAAGCAAUGCCCAUGUUGACCAGUGCAAGGGAAUUCUUGUUUGGAGGAGUGCAUUUAGGUUAUUUUCCAACAAAGCUUUGCAAACAAGUUUGCGGAUCGUUCAGUUGUUGAAGUCAUCAUGUUAAGUUUUCAAAUGAGAUUGACAGAUCUAGCGAUUUAAUUCCCAUUUCAAUGAAUGUACUGUAGGUCUCCCAAUAGCCCCAUGUAAAGCACUGGCAUAAUUUAAUCCUUUGUCUAUGUAACUAAUUCACUUUGCUACAUUGAAUGCAAAUAAAUACGUUUGCCAAUUUCAGCCUAUCACUGCAUUGUAGAGUAUUACCUCCACGUAUGUUGUCUGCAUGUUUUCUGUUUUUCUAUAAUGGUAAUGAGAUGACAUUUCAGUACUGUUAUGACCGUUUUUACAACAGAAAGGACUUUAAGUGUUGAGACUGUAUUGGUGUGUAAGUGAGAUUUUGGAUUUCAUACCAGAACUACACUAAAUAAACCUUAAAUAAUUAUAUUACUAAUAACAAGGCAGGAAAUGGUGUUGAUGUGUUGUGGAGCAAACAAUGGUCUUCUCAGUCGUAAAAUAAAACUCAAGAAACAG